CUCCAACAACAAGCUGGAUCCGCAGACAACGACUCACACUCACUCAUCUACCUAAACUCAACGCCCCAUGCCAUGGAAGCCAAUCUGCACCCACACUUUAUCCACUACGGCGACGUCCUGUUAGUUGGCAACGACGGUAUCGGGUUCCGCCUCACAUCGCACUUCCUCGAGAGCAUCAGCGGCUCUCUGGGGCCGAUGCUCGAGCCUGAUUUCUUGGACGAGCCACGAGACCCCGAGCCUACGAUUCAACUUGACGAACCCUCAAAGGACUGGGCCGUCGUGUUCCGCCUGUGCAACCUGCUUAGGCUCACGCCGGAUGCGCCAGCGUGGGACCCGACCAUCGACGACUUCCGCACCGCACGCGACCUCCUGGAUACCUACGGCUUCCGCUCGGACAUUGUCGCCGGCUUGGGUCACCAGCUGGCCCUGUCCGACGUGUAUGCGCUCGCUACGCGCAAGGAACAGACGUGGGAGAUCAUGACGCUGGCGACCGAGCUGCAGAGCGGCGAAGCGUGGGACCAGGUCAUUGCGAGGCUGUCUGCGUGGAGCCGUGUCAUGGACCCACGGACCAUGACCCGGCACGAGAUGCUGACACUGGGCCACGAAGCGUACUUCAUCCUCAUCGGUCUGCUGGCCUGGUCGAGCGACGCCGCGUUCGUCAGACUGGACAAUGUCGGUGUCAAGUACAUCGGCGAACCGGCGUGUGGUUUCGACCGGCCUUCACGCCGCGCCGUCAUCUACGCGAAAUGAGACAGAUUCAAGUGCUCAACAAAGCCCAGCCCUGUGGUGGUCGGUGCUCGCGCACCUGGCGCCGAGCUCGUGCGCUGCUCGCGCGACAACACCGCUUUCGACCUCUGUUCCUACCUCGAGCGGCACUUGGACCGGACCCACAGACCUGGCGCUUGACCAUAGCCGCAAGUACCUCUUUUUUCCGUUCAUGGGCUCUCUGCAUGUGAUGCCGUCGACGGCCGUCUCACCACCUGCGAGCGAGGGCGUGUCGUGGCCCGCUCCGACUAUCAGAUCAUUUCGUUUCGUCCUUCUGCC
Vanrija pseudolonga is the source of this 1044-nucleotide messenger RNA. RefSeq lists its product as uncharacterized. The record is from RefSeq and is a predicted model, not a curated record. The coding region runs from base 73 to 750 and encodes 225 amino acids. The transcript has 2 exons. Lineage: Eukaryota; Fungi; Basidiomycota; Tremellomycetes; Trichosporonales; Trichosporonaceae.